Molecule: messenger RNA, 1632 nt
Organism: Melanaphis sacchari
Lineage: Eukaryota; Metazoa; Arthropoda; Insecta; Hemiptera; Aphididae
Exons: 1
Coding region: 421-1389 (322 amino acids)
Source: RefSeq, a predicted model, not a curated record
UAUUUAGUUUGUACUCACUCUAUUAUAUUUUUAUCUGUGUGGGUAUUAAUUUUAUAAAUUACCAUAAUUUAAAUGCCAUUAAUUGGCAUAGUCUGAAAGGUAUCGUAACUAACACGUUCUCCCCUAUUGAGAGCUUGAUCUUGAACUAAAUCAUAUGUGCAUAUUUGAAAAAAAAAUAGUAUAACCAAAAACAAAACAAAACUAAAAAAACUUUCCAUUUGCAAUGGAAAAAAAAAUUACAAGUGUGUAUUAUUUCUAAUCUUUAAAGCAUCUUAAUGUAUUUACAUGUUUUUAAUUUCUUUUAGUUUUAACAUUUUUUUGAGUGAAUUAAUCAGGCAUGAGUUUUAUUUCAUUUUAAUUUCGGUUUAACUAAACAAAAUAAAAAUAUGCAAGAGAAUUGGUCGUUUACUGGGUGCCUGGAUGGGGGGACGUGUUUGUUUUUGUUUUCAGAGAGGUCUUUGCUGUUUUCCAGGCUUCUCUCAUACGGGCUCUUUGUCGCGAAAAGCGAAAACACCCCAACCACUACUGGAGGGUGUAACUGGAAAUUUCCUUGGCCACCGAGCUGAUGACAUCAUGCUUUUGGAGAAACAAGGUUUGUGUUCACAAGCACAACGCCAAACACAAGAAAGCCGUUGUGGAAGUUUACCUCCUAGUUCACUUCCUCGGCCAAAACGACACAGGAAAUCUAGCAGUAAAGUUGGAGAGUAUGGUCGACUCAGCGAUUCAGAUGUCAAGUCCAAAGAUGUGAAAAAGUUAGGUGAAUAUAGUCAUUUCAACGAUAGCCGUAAGAAUUCCUUGAAUUCCCUAGAUACAUCUAGUGAUGCUAGCACAGCUCCAAAUACACCAACCGAAUGUCCCUCUUCAGUUAAAUAUGAACCAUUAGAACGAUCACUCAGACAAUCACCUCUGCCACCAGAUGGACGUUAUCGUAGAUCUAGCCAUGAAUCAGAUGUCAUUAACUCUAGAGAAUCGUCUUGGACUGGGCCUAGAGAGUCUUCAUCUAGAAAUAGUGUCAACCGAGAAUCAAGAUCUAGUAUUACCAGAGAAUCUCCAACUAGGGCAAUAAUGGUUGGUCCUAGAGACUCACCAGGAAAGAGUAUACUUGAUCCGCCUAGAGUUAUGGCCAGAGAAUCUCCAGGCCGUUCUUUUUACAAAGAUACACAACGAAGUUUUAUCCCACCACCUAGAAAAAUCGAUUUUGGAAGUUUAGGCACACCAGAUUCAAGUAAAAUAUCAAAUAUUGAAUCCAAAUUGAGAAUAUUCUCUCCAGGAGGGAUUCAAGGAAGAAGAGGAUCAUUGCAAAGAGAUGGAAUUUAUAAGGGAGACUCAAAUAAUAAAAAUGGUGUUCGGUCACUCCCUACUCCGAACAAAUAUAGAAUUCAGUUUUAAUUUAAUGUGAUAUUAAAAGUUAAUUAAUAAAUCAUUAAAUUAUUAUUUAUACGCGUUCUUAGCGAGUUCAGAUCUAACACUACUUAUGUAAAACCUAGUCAUGUUGCUUGUCAAUAAAAUAGCUGCAGUCUUUUGGCGUUACAAGUUUAACGUACAUUGAAAAUGAUCUGCUGUAUUUUACUUUACUUAUUGUAUAUUUAAUAUGUAAACGCAUAUUAAACAAUGUAAAACAAAUUGUUUUUU